CGUCACUUCCUCUACUAGCCAUCUACUGCAUAGAUAGGUAAGGGAGGACUACAAACUGUAAAAACACAAGUGAACAUUAAUGAGACACUCUUCUGCGAGGAAGCUGCGCGCGCCACGGUAAAAAUGAGGAGGAUUUUGUUCUGGGUAGACUUGCAGUGAGACAUCUUUCACUCGCUCUCUCUUUCAGUGUUCAAGCUAGUAAGUUUGAAAGUUGCUUAAUGUGCCUUAACACGCAUUAAAAUGUAUCGUGGGUUUAUUUCGACGAUGUAUAUAACUUUUAUAGUUAGGUUUGGUUGAUAAAAGUGACGCUAAAAAGGGAGGGAGGGACCACCCCGCUGUUUCUGUUCGACAUAUUGCCCCGUUUCAGGCCUGUUUGAACUGUUCAUGUUAUUUUAUAUUAUUUUUCAUACAAAAAAUAAUAAUAAAAAGGGAUGGCCUGUGUGCUGAGGACAUACCACGCCGCUGUUUCAGUAUAUGUGUAUGACAUAUUUGCCCUCUUGCUCCGUUUCAGGAAGUGCAACUUGACUUCAGGGAUGCCGUGUUGGUCGACCUGUGGAUCCUCAUAGCUGAUGAAAGUGAAAAAAGAGAACAAUCCAAUCCAGCACCUCCAUUCAAAGAUAAAAAUGCAAUCAUCAAUCCCUCUUCAUGAACUGGCCCUAAUGUCAGCUUCAAAUGACAGACACUCUAGGACAGAUGAUUUCUGCACAUUGAGAGUUCAUGUUCAAGAGCGGACAAUGCUUUUCAUUAGCUCAGACUGCAGGAGCGAGGUUGGACUAGCCCGAGCUCUUGUGAUUGCAGUCGAAGCUCUCCUUCACCUGCCUGUAGAGUCAGAGGUCAGUGGUGCAUUGUUAAACGCUAUCCUGACGAUAGGCAUUCACAGCCCUGAUAACUUCUUAGCUGAAGUAAGUAAAAAAAUGGAGUGCCCCUCCACAUCACACCCCAUGGUGAUCCAGCGAGGACUCCUUGUAGUUAAAGACAACAAUGAUCCAUUAGCUGCAACCCUUGGUAGAGCCAUGGCACAGGCCGCUACAGCCUUCAACCAAAGGAGAUUGGAAAGUGUGCGUAAUCCUGAUGCACUAAAUUGUGCCAACCUUACUCCAGACAUUAUUCUGGCCUCAGUUUGUGCUUUUACGUUUGCACUGGCGAUCAAAGCAGUGUCCUGCUACAACUCGGCCAUCGACAAUGCUCUGACUCGAAUCAGGGUUAUGGUUGACGGUGGGUCUGCACACCUUGAUCAGUCUUACCUCUUGAGCAGGCGGAUGAUGACAACGUUGGCCCAACUUAUCCGUGGUCAGAUGACGGUCAGAUGGGUGGUGGUUGGCUUGUCACUGCAAGUAGAACUUCAACACACCAAACCCUGGAUGAAAGUGGUCAAGUACUUGUCAGAGUACAUGCAGGACACAGGCAUAGUAGUGUUCGUCCUGAUUAGGGAUCUGCUACUCCAAAUCGGAGUGCCAGAGCUAAAAUUGAACAUUUUCAUUUGUGAAUUAACUCGCUUUAAAGAAGCCUGCUUAGCACAUGUUGAGCUGAAGGAAUACGGCCCGUAUGUGAGAUUCCUCGAGCUUCCUGAAGCCAAAUUGUUCCAGGCGGGCAGAUUUCCAAACCUGGUUCAGUUCAUGCGAGGAUUCGCAUCAGAGUUCAAUCCAAGAGCUGUUGAUCUUCUCACAGGAGGUGGUGUUCAAGUACCAGCAAUCUAUAAUUUGGGGGUUUGCGCCGGCAGAAGAGCAGCAGCAAACCGUUAAUGCAGAUGUGCUCAAGGAGAUUCUUGUACCCCUUGAAGUGGCAGAAAAGCAGCCAAGGAGUCUGGUGAAGCCAAGGCCAAGCUAGCAGGCAUUUUAGUUUGUGAGGUUGCAAUGCUAGUUUAAGUGAACUGUUAUUCAGCUAUUGACCUGUUCUUCAACUAUUUUGAGGUUUUUUUUGUUUGUUUGUUUUUUUGGGGGGGCGUAUGAAUAUUAUUGUUUAAAUGUCAAGUUUUCUGCAAGUGUGAAAAGUUAAGAUGCUGCACUCCACCAAGAUUUAAGAAAGAAAAAAUGCCUGUUGUUGUGCCCUCAUAAGAAAGUGAGCGCUGAACUGUUGAGCGGGCAACAUUUGUGAACGUUUGAAUGCAAUAUCAGCAUUUCAAUGCAACAUUUGGAGAGAGAGAGAGCUGUUGCUGUUUUGACUACACUAUUUAAAUGUCUCGUUUGUUUGUUUCGACAUUAACAAAGUAGUUUGAAAGGUUUAAGUUGUCACACCCUUCCUCUUAAACACAAACUCUUAAACACUCGUGUUUUUUCUUUUGCUCCUUAUAAAAACUAUGUAGAAUAUCUUUUAAAUUAUUUAUUAUUUUGUUAUUUUGUGUUUUUGCUUUUACAUGUAUACAGACUAUGUGCAAAGUAAAAAUAGUAACAUAGUUGUGAGAGAAUUUGUGGUAUAUAAUACAAACAGGGACAUCUGAAACGCUUUUGAGAGUUGGGCUGCUUGUUAAAUGUAAAAAAAAAGAUGGUUUCCAAGUAAUUCAACAUUUUAUUUGGUUAAAAAUAGUGGAAAUAUCAAAUAUGUAAUGUUAAAAUUAAAAAAGAAAAGUAUAGAUACUUUAUAUAUGCAUACGGUGUCACUAUUUGUGUUGUUUAAAGUGUAAAUACUUGUAUAUUAUCUCUACAUUUUUACUUAUUUGAUCUUUUAUUUUAUUUAUUAUUUAUCUGCUCUUUUACUGUAUUUGCACUGGAGUACUGUAACAAAAGCAAUUUCCCCAUAGGGGUUAUUAAAGAAUUCCUAAUUCUGAUUCUAAUAUGAGAAAAAAAA
Messenger RNA from Xyrichtys novacula (pearly razorfish), 2784 nucleotides. The record is from the annotation of a GenBank genome assembly. Lineage: Eukaryota; Metazoa; Chordata; Actinopteri; Labriformes; Labridae.